UUCCGGUUCCGGCGGAGCAGUCAAGUUGAGAGAGAGAGAGAGAGAGAGGGGGGGAUGUUGCUGUGGAGAUUGGGGUGCAGGGGCCCCGCUGUGGGGCUAGUGCGGGGGUUCAGGCCGGUACCGCUCCGGUCCCCCCCAGUCAGGGAGUUCAGGAAUCACAACCCGUACACCCGGGGGCAGGAGAGGGACUGGCGGAGCCGGAACAAGACGGUCCUGACGUACGUGGCUGCGGCGGUGGUGGGUAUGGUGGGGAUGUCCUAUGCCGCCGUGCCCCUCUACCGCCUCUACUGCCAGGCUACAGGCCUGGGUGGCACGGCAGUGGCCGGGCACAGCUCGGAGCAGAUUGAGGCAAUGGAGCCGGUGAAGGAUCGUGUUAUUAAAGUGACAUUUAAUGCGGAUGUGCAUGCCAGUCUGCACUGGAACUUCCGGCCCCAGCAGGGAGAAAUCUAUGUGGUUCCGGGAGAAACGGCUUUAGCCUUUUAUAAAGCGAAGAAUUCAACCGAGAACCCUGUGAUUGGGAUCUCCACCUACAAUGUUGUACCUUAUGAAGCUGGCCAGUACUUCAACAAGAUUCAGUGCUUCUGCUUUGAAGAACAGAGGCUCAAUCCUCACGAAGAGGUGGACAUGCCCGUGUUUUUCUUCAUAGACCCAGAAUUUGCCGAUGACCCCCGGAUGGCGAAGGUGGACACUAUUACUCUAUCUUAUACCUUUUUUGAAGCCAAAGAAGGACAGAAGCUGCCGCUGCCGGGGUACAGCUGAGCCGGCUCUGCAGGAAUAUCUUCUGAGCUCCCAGAUAUUUUUAUAUUCAGUGACUUGAGACUCUAAUAAGUAUGUUUUAUUUAUGGUGGAAGACACAAUAUAAAUAGAAAGUCAUUUUACCGUGAUGGGAGAGAAUACUCCCUGGUCCUUGCGACUCUCAGUACUUCCUUCCUGGCAAAACACAGCCGCCCUGCCGUGCUUUAUGGCUACGACUCAACAUGUGAAAUUGGAGCUGGAGUCGUAUGGCAAAUUUAAUUUCAAGUCCUGUGUAUUGUAGAGAUUGCACCUCUGCAUCUUAUCUAUUUUAGCUUAAAAGAAAAUCAAUUAUGUUUUUAUAUAAAAAGGAUUAAAGCUGUGUCUCUUGUCAC
Xenopus tropicalis (tropical clawed frog) is the source of this 1127-nucleotide messenger RNA. RefSeq names its product cytochrome c oxidase copper chaperone COX11 (gene cox11). Gene Ontology annotation, cellular component: mitochondrial inner membrane. Gene Ontology annotation, molecular function: copper ion binding. Lineage: Eukaryota; Metazoa; Chordata; Amphibia; Anura; Pipidae. The transcript is spliced from 4 exons. The record is from RefSeq and is a predicted model, not a curated record. The coding region runs from base 55 to 759 and encodes 234 amino acids.